AUGUGCCUCUCGAGUCAAGCCGUGAGUAUUGUUCGAUGUCAGGCGACAGAAGUGUACAACAACUGCCCGACUUGCGAAGGCACAUGUGAAAGGCCAGUUCCAGUGUGUCCACAGAUAAACUGCGGGUUACCGCGAUGUACGUGUCGACGAGGUUUGGUGCGUCACGGCCUAGUUUGUAUCACGCCAGCCCAGUGUCCACAGGUGUUGAGCGGCACUGCUGGUACACUCGGUAGUGGUAUACCUGGAAUCGGUGGUGUCAGUGGUGUUAACGGGGUUCCUGGCAUUGGCGGUAUACCUGUUGGUGUCGGCACAGGUGGAGUUCCAGGGGCUUUAGGUACAGUACCUUUAGGUUACGGACAUCGUCAAUAA
Molecule: messenger RNA, 369 nt
Organism: Enterobius vermicularis (human pinworm)
Lineage: Eukaryota; Metazoa; Nematoda; Chromadorea; Rhabditida; Oxyuridae
Source: the annotation of a GenBank genome assembly